CUGAUGUCACGCAACUGACCAGGCUGCGAAGACUUGAAUAACCAGAAAAUCAAAUAGAUGUCCCAGGACCUGCAUCAAGAAGCUCGAAAUAUCGAAAUAGUUUCCGAACAUCUCCAAAUAUCAUUUAUGCGAUGGCUGAGUCAGGAACAGAUUCCACCCGCAUCCUGGAUGUUGCCCUCCAGUCAUUGAGGGGCGAUGGACAGACAGAGGCCACAAUACAAAAUCCAUACGAAUUGGUUGCACUUGUCGGACAUGCUUCCUUGGUGGCUGCCGGCUUUCGGCUGGUAGGCUUGGGCGAAGAUCAUACCCUUGAAAGCAAUACAGAUGCCACCGUCUUGCCGAAAGAAUGGAAUGCGCACAAUUAUACCUACGCUUUUCGCUACGCACCUUCCGAGUCAUCGACCCAAUAUAUACUCAAGGUCAACCGAUUAGGCAGCAAUGCUGUCGUUAUGGGACUGGCCGGUGAAGAUAAAGCAACGUCGUUUGAUAUACCUGUGAACGAUUACAUUUCCGCUAUUACAUUCCCCUUGCAAUUAGGCCCGGGUGCGAUAGACAAAUUGAAGGAGGGUUUUGUGUCUCAAGCUCGGCUAGAAGACUUGAUCAGUCUUUUCAAACUACACGUGAUCCAAAAGUUCACACCGCCGAGGUUACCAAAGGAAAUCACCGACGAGACGGAGUACCGGCGAACACAACCUGAAGAGCCUCCCAGGCACGACCCGUUACGAGACGAUCAAGCUCCUGCUCCUGCUGUUCCGCGCCCGUUUGACGAUCCGUUAGCUGCAGCACCGCAACAUCCCGCCCCAGUUGGAGACUUUGCUCCUCCUGGGUUCGAGGAUGAAUUCGAGAUGAAUCGUCCGCCGCGUGGAAUCAUACCUCCGUUUGGAGGAGGGACUGUACCGAGAAGCGGUCAACAAGAUCUUUACCCCCAAGGGUUAGGACCCUAUGAUCCCUUGCGAGGAACAUUUGGACCUGGUCAGGGCGGCGGCGGCAUGCAUCCUACGCCAGACGACCCGAUGUUCGGGGGCUCAGGUGGACAAGGUGGUUAUGAUCCUCGAGCACCGCCAGGGUCUCGUUACGACCCUGUUGGCCCGUGGGAUACGCCUCCAUCUGGCCGAAAUCAGGGACCAGGGGGGCGCGGCUUUGGUGGUUCGGGCGGCUUUGGCCCCGGCGGCUUCGGUGGUGGUGACAUUAUUUGAUCCGGUCGAAGUAUGGUUGAUGUUUUAUUAUCGACUAAUUAGUUAGUUUGUACGAGUUAUGAGAUGAUGACAAUAAAAUUGAGACGAAACACGAUCACUAUUGUUGACUGGUUUAGAGAAUGGAAUCAGUAGUGAAGACAAUGAUA
Molecule: messenger RNA, 1342 nt
Organism: Talaromyces proteolyticus
Lineage: Eukaryota; Fungi; Ascomycota; Eurotiomycetes; Eurotiales; Trichocomaceae
Product: PI31 proteasome regulator N-terminal-domain-containing protein
Exons: 2
Coding region: 132-1196 (354 amino acids)
Biological process (GO): proteasome-mediated ubiquitin-dependent protein catabolic process
Molecular function (GO): endopeptidase inhibitor activity; proteasome binding
Source: RefSeq, a predicted model, not a curated record